UCCAGCGACGAUAAGGGGUACGAUGGCACAGGAAGUUCUGUGAAACAACAAGAGUUUACAGGUCACAUGACCUGGCUGUCACAGAAUGGACAAAAAUGGCGGUGUCCGAAAAUUAGGAAAUAUUGUCCUGGAUCAAACGGCAUUUUUCUUGUGUGACAUGCAGGAAAAAUUCCGACCUGCCAUCAAAUACUUUCCAGAUAUACUAGAAGUCUCAAAACGCAUGGUCCAAGCAUCAACAAUCCUCCAAAUCCCACUUGUUGUCACAGAACAGUAUCCAAAAGGCCUUGGCAGUACAGUGACUGAGCUGGAUGUCUCCACUGCUGUUGUUGUUGCUCCUAAAACAAAGUUCAGCAUGCUUGUGCCCGAAGUUGAGGAGAAGAUGAAGAUACUGUGCAAUGGAGAUGUGCAGCACGUUGUUCUCUUUGGAAUCGAGACUCAUGUAUGCAUACAACAGACAGCGAUUGACCUUCUAGCCAGGAACAUUGAGGUCCAUGUUGUGGCUGAUGCGUGCUCAUCUCGUAGUCAGAUGGACAGAGUUUUUGCCCUGGAGCGAUUGCGUCAGAUAGGGGCUGUAGUCACUACCAGUGAAGCCAUCCUCCUGCAGCUGGUUGGAGACAAGGACCACCCAAAGUUCAAGGAGGUGCAGUCUCUGAUCAAAGUCAGCGCCCCAGAGUCAGGGCUUGUGGCUCAACUGUGAACCAAUGUGUGGGUGUAUCUAGUGACAACAUCUCUCGUGAACUGUGAACCACUGUGUUGUGGACUUCCAUGUACCUGUUGAUUGGACAGGUUGUGAAAACUCAGUUGGUGACUCCACGUUCCCUGUGACAAACUUGUCUGGUGAUUCUUGGAGUGUUAUGAACAAUGAGCCCAAUGCUUCAGAAUGGAGCUGCAUUUAAAUCAGGGAAGGUGUACAGAAUGGUGUUAUGCUGGAUGGUGCAGUGGUAUUUGCAGCAACCUAGAAAACUUUCCACUGGUCCUGGAAAUUAUUGUACUAAAGUACAUGAAUUUCAUUGUAAGAUUUUCAAGGCCUUGGGAAGCCUGGAAGGAGAGUUUAUUUUGGAAUAUGCCCUAAAGUGUACUUGAUUUUUAAAUGUUAAAUAUCAUAUUACAGUGUCUUUGAAAUAAACAGAUAAAUAAACUACACAUACAGGUAAGUUCUUAAACCUAAUGGUUCGUGAAAAUGUUGGUGAACAAAAAUUAUGAAAUUCUUGGAAAAAAUUCUUUCACCCAUGGGGUGUAGAUAGGGUGUAAUUAAUGGAGGUGUGAAACAGAAUGAGCUUCAGGUCACUUUGUCUGCAACUCUGAGGUGGAUGUCUUUAUAUUCAAUAGAUGUACAUGUGCUGCGUCAAAGUUUUGCGAAAUUUUUAAAAAAUACAUGCAUAGUGUGGCUAAAUUGUGAGUGAUUGAAAUAUGAGUAGAUCAAAUACUCCAAAGCAACCAUUAAAAAAGUCAUAGAGCUCUUACACUUGAGGUGUAGAUCACUUGAAUGCUUCAUGGUUUUGGAUACACCUCAAUUAAUGUUUUGAGUUGCAGACCUCAUGCUGCAACUAUACUACACCACUUGACUGAUGCACUUCUGACAUUAUUAAUAUAACUCAGUGUAGAACUCAUGAAACGUGAAACAAUAUAAGAUUGUGCUAAAAUUGCAGAAAUGCACAUGUGUUUUUGAGAAAGUGUCAUAUUUAUACUUAUUGUAGCAAAUGCAAGUCAUUCAUGGUGUCAUACAGGUAAUCUCUCUUCCCAGCAUAUUAGGAAUACAGCUAAGUAUAUAAACACUUCAUAAUGUCUAUUGUAGCCAGUAUUUACUCUGUGUUGUAGUUCCUGUAUGGCUUGGUGUAUUCAAGAAUACACCAGUCCUAUGAUGGCGGUUAGGUGUACCGGUGGAGGAAACCACUUCACCAAGGCAGGAACCUGGCAUGUUUCCUGCCUUCAAGCAGGAACGGAACGAGCGAAUGUCUGAUUCAAUUAAGAAGCAACCGUCAUAGUACAGAAAGUCCACUUUCGCCAAAUUACUUGGUUUAGGUCUGUACAGGCACGUAGUUUACGUCAUAUCCAGAGAGUCGGCGUCCAAUAACAUCAGAGCAGGCAAUGCUAAAGAAAUUGUUAGGGGUUGUAUUUUAAAAAGCACUGCAUGUAUUGAGUUCAAGUUUUGCACACUUGUACAGCACAAUAACACCA
Molecule: messenger RNA, 2178 nt
Organism: Liolophura sinensis
Lineage: Eukaryota; Metazoa; Mollusca; Polyplacophora; Chitonida; Chitonidae
Product: isochorismatase domain-containing protein 1-like
Exons: 5
Coding region: 86-697 (203 amino acids)
Source: RefSeq, a predicted model, not a curated record